AUAAAUUUCCCAAGUAGAAACGAGAAAAUAGCCAAAAACAACAGUCCUCAGAAAAAGAAUGUUUUCAGCAAGCACAAGGAUGACUACAUUAUUAAAUGCAAGGAACGUGGUUAACCUUUUAAAGGAGCAAGCUCAAAAAUCGGUUCUUUUGGACGCUACUUGGUACUUACCUACAGAAUCCAAAGAUGGAAAACAGGAAUUCUUACAAAAUCGACUACCAGGCGCUCAGUUUUUUGGGGUUGAUGAAGCCAAGGAUCAUCGUAGUAGCUUACCUCACAUGCUUCCACCAGCUGAUGAAUUUGCUGCAUACGUAGGAAAUCUUGGAAUUGAUCGAAAUACCAAUGUAGUUAUUUAUGACAGAAAAGGAUUUUUUUCCUCCCCCCGUGUAUAUUGGACCUUUAAAGUUUUCGGUCACAAGAAUGUCUUCUUGUUUCCAAAUGCGUUAACAGAUUGGAAAACUUCUGGUUACGGGUUAGAAACUGAAAGCCCUUCUACACCCGCUAAAGUCAAUUAUGAAGGUGCUAAUAUGAACAAUAACUUGGUUGCCUCUUUUGAAGAUAUCGCCCAGGUCCUUAAAGAUCCGUCGAAAAGCAACACUCGUAUCAUUGAUGCUCGCCCACAUACACGAUUUACUGGAAGUGCUCCUGAAAUUCGCCCUGGCAUCGCAAGCGGACAUAUCCCAACUUCCAUCAACAUUCCUUUUACUGAUCUUGUAAAACCCGGAAUUACCGAACCAAAGCCUGUAGAAGAACUUGAAGAUAUCUUUGCCAAGCAUGGUCUUAAAGAUAAAUCUGCUCCCAUCAUCACCUCUUGUGGUUCUGGUGUAACUGCCUCUGUACUUUUUGUUGCUCUUGAAUUAUGUGGGUUUACAAAUGUUCGAGUGUAUGAUGAAUCUUGGACUGGUUACGGUCAACGUGCCACUCAAGAUUCUUCCUUAUUAGCUACUGGUCCUUAGAAAUGCAUAUACCAAGUUGUUAAUUAAGUUUUCAGGUUCAUGCUUUGUCCCGUAUACAGAUUCUUGGUUUGACCCCUACUUUUAAGAAACUCGUUUAUUAUCAGCAAUGCACAUAUGAAUGUAACUAAAAAGUCUACAAAUAAGGUUAUAACCCUUCUGUUGCUUCAAAAAGGUAAGAAAACGUUUAUGAAUGAAUAUGAUUCCAUGCAAAAUUGCAACCGUAGUAGUUUGUUUGAAAAGCAGAAAAGAAAAGAAAGUAAUAAGAGUUUAUUAUAAAGAGA
Messenger RNA from Schizosaccharomyces cryophilus OY26, 1236 nucleotides. RefSeq names its product thiosulfate sulfurtransferase. Gene Ontology annotation, molecular function: thiosulfate-cyanide sulfurtransferase activity. Gene Ontology annotation, biological process: transsulfuration. Bases 59 to 955 code for a protein of 298 amino acids. Gene Ontology annotation, cellular component: mitochondrion. The record is from RefSeq and is a predicted model, not a curated record. NCBI's taxonomy places the organism in Eukaryota, Fungi, Ascomycota, Schizosaccharomycetes, Schizosaccharomycetales, Schizosaccharomycetaceae. The transcript is spliced from 2 exons.